This is a messenger RNA of Puccinia graminis f. sp. tritici CRL 75-36-700-3, 345 nucleotides long. RefSeq lists its product as uncharacterized. The record is from RefSeq and is a predicted model, not a curated record. The coding region runs from base 1 to 345 and encodes 114 amino acids. The transcript is spliced from 2 exons. Gene Ontology annotation, molecular function: RNA binding. Lineage: Eukaryota; Fungi; Basidiomycota; Pucciniomycetes; Pucciniales; Pucciniaceae.
AUGGUCGGAAUCAAGCAGAUAGCGACAAUGCCAAGCUCCUCAACAACGCAAGCGAGGCAGUACCGGCCCAAUAUUCAGUCUAACUUUGUUUCCAUCUCUAACCUCGCCCUUGGAACGACAACCGACGAUAUUCGCUUCACCUUUCAAGACUUUGGCUCGAUCAGCCACUGUUUUAUUGCAUCCGAUCAACCAUCGAAAGCCCUAUUGGUCUUCAUCAAACCUCCGGACGCAGGCUAUCAAGCCGAGUCACUCGACGGUGCGAUUGCGGACGGGCAGUGCAUCUCUGUUAAAACCAUCAAGGAAGCAGAAUUAGGGGGCCUGGCCCUUCUUCGUAGGAUAACCUGA